Aspergillus ibericus CBS 121593 is the source of this 4531-nucleotide messenger RNA. Its product is annotated as PE repeat family protein. The transcript has 5 exons. The record is from RefSeq and is a predicted model, not a curated record. Lineage: Eukaryota; Fungi; Ascomycota; Eurotiomycetes; Eurotiales; Aspergillaceae. The coding region runs from base 199 to 4416 and encodes 1405 amino acids.
AUCUCCCUCGUUUCACAUUCCUUUUUCUUGCGUUGCCCCUAUUUUUGGUUAUUCUUUAUUCGCCAUCCCCCUGUCUUCUACGCCCUGUCUAGAACCCGGCAGGCAUAUGUCAUAUUUCUCCAAUAGAUUUAUAUUCGCUUGUCACACCCUUCCUAAAAGUGGUCACCAGAGACCAAGAAACGCCACUAAUCCGAUGCCAUGGGUAGAAAAGGAAACAACAAGAAAAAGAAGAACAACAACAACAACAACAAUAAUAAUAAGCAACGGCUCCCGGAUCAGGACAACAACAACCCCGUCGAACCAGAGAAAACCCCGGCCGACGACAGUGCCCCAGAAGAAGGAUCCGAUAGUGCCCCUGCUGACGGGUCAACUUCUCCUGAGCCCGGAGAUGUAUCAGAAGCGACAACACCGCCACCAGAGACUGAUGAAGCUUCCGGCGAUACGAGCACUGAAUCAAAAGAAGAGGGCGAAAGUCCCGCUCCGGAAGCAGACGACUCGGCUCAGACAUCGGAGGAUAGCCCUCCCAGCGAACAACCAGUUGAGGAUGGAGCAAAAGACGUAGAACCGGAACAAGCUGAAGAAGUUAUCCCGGCUGAUGUCAAUGACACGCCAUCCGAGGAGAACACUGAAGCCCCCAACAAUGAAUGUGAUCCUUCUGCAGAACAACCGACUACGGAAUCCAAUGGAGAGGGCCAAGAGCAAGAGGCCGAAGCACAACCAGAGCCCGCUGACGAACCUGAUACAACAGAGCCGCCUAAUGCUCCAGAGAAUCAGGAGCCUCAGACUACAGAGGACCUUCCUGACACCGCAGGAGCCGCAGAUGAAGCUGACGCUCAACCUGAUACUGAACCAGCCCCAGUAGAGGAACAGGGAGCCGAAGUACCUGCUGCAGAGGAGGAUUCCCCUUCCGAUGAGACUGCGCCCCCUGCAACAGCUGAUGAAGCCAGUCCGGAUGCUGAGCCUGGCGAAAAAUUAUCCGAUGAACCCUCUGAAUCACCUGUUUCUGAAGAAGAUUCGACCAACGAUGCAGGUGCAGAAGGAGGAUCUGCUGAGGCACCUGCGGGGGAGCCUGCUCCCGUUGAGGAGUUUACUGAUGAGGGCGCCGCAGAUCAAUCUUCAGCUGAGGAGCCCGCUUCUGACAGCGCAGCAGACGAGCCUGAAGUUCCAACCACCCCCGAGGAAGCCACCGAAGCAGCGGUACCAGCAGCAGAAGAGGCACCAGUUGAAGAAACACCGUCUGAGGAAGCGACGAACUCUGAGUCAGUCGACGGUUCUACCGAUGAAUCCCCAGCAGCAGCGGAGACACCUCCAGAAACAGCAAGCUCGGAGGAAGCCGGGGAGAGUGAGACGCCGUCUGAGGAUAACCCGGCCGAGGAACCGAUUGCAGAAGAGCUACCGUCGGAGGUCACAGUAGACGAAGCUCCAGAAGCUGAGGCUGCAAUUGAGAAAGCUGCCCUUGAUGAGGACUCUGAUCACGUGGCACCUGAGCCUGAGGACGCUCCGGCUGAUGCUCCUGCAGAGGAAGCGCCAGCAGAAGAGCCAGUUUGUGUCGAAGAGCAGCCCGAGCAAACUACGGGGGAGGCAGCUUCUGAAGAAUCGCCGCCUGCUGAGGAAGUGCUCGUAGAAGAGGGUGGUGAUGAAAGUUCUGAAGAGCCGGCCAAGGAAGAGCCGGUCACUGAAGCUGUGGCUGAGGAGGCCGCCUCUGUUGAAGAAACUCCCACCGAAGGACCUGCGGCCGAGGAUCCUCCAGCUCCAGACGAAACACCACCUGAGCCUGAGCCUGAUGAGCCGGCUGCACCUGAAGACGCGGUCGUUGAGGCACCGCCUGACGAAAACCAGCCUGCUGAAGAGUUUACCCAAGAGGAUCCCAUUGCUAGUGAAGACUCUUCACCCGCUGAGGAGUCCAUAGAUGAACCUGCAGCCGCCGAGGCUCCGACUGAAGAACCUGCUGAAGAACCCGCUCCCGUUGCGGAAUCUCCUGUCGAAGAACCUACAGUUGAAGAAGCUCCUCCCAAUGAAGAGCCUGUCGCCGAAGAUCCUGCUCCUGCUGAAGACACCCCUGUCGAGGAGCCUGUGUCUGUUCAAGAACCUUCUGUCGAGGAACCUGCGGCUGAAGAGCUUCAUGCUGAAGAGCCUGCAGUGGAAGAUCCUGCAGUGGAAGAGCCUGCAGUGGAAGAGCCUGCAGUGGAAGAGCCUGCAGUGGAAGAGCCUGCAGUGGAAGAGCCUGCUGCCGAGGAGCUGGCAGCUGAAGAACCGACCCCAGCGGAAGAGCUUGCUGCCGAGGAGCCUGCUCCUGUCGAAGAGCUCGCAAUUGAAGAGGCCGCAAUUGAAGAGGCCGCAGUUGAAGAGGCCGCAGUUGAAGAGGCCGCAGUUGAAGAGGCCGCAGUUGAAGAGGCCGCAGUUGAAGAACCCGCAGUUGACGAAUCCGCUUCCGUCGAAGAACCGGCUCCCAUUGAAGAAUCAGCUGCUGAGGAGCCUGCUCCCAUGGAGGAUUCUGCUCCUGAGGAUCCAGUACCUGAUCAAGACCCUGCUGCUGAAGCACCUGCUGUUGUCGAAGAACUCGCUGCUGAAGAACCAGUAAUCGAGGAGCCUGUUUCCGUUGAAGAGCCUGCUCCUGCUGAAGAGCCAGUAGUCGAGGAGCCUGCUCCAGUCGAAGAACCCUCAGUUGAAGAACCCGCUCCAGCUGAAGAACCUGUUCCAGUCGAAGAGCCUACUGCAGUCGAAGAGCCUACUCCAGUCGAAGAGCCUACUCCAGUCGAAGAGCCUACUCCAGUCGAAGAGCCUACUCCAGUCGAAGAGCCUACUCCAGUCGAAGAGCCCGCUGCCAACGAACCUGCUGCUGAGGAGCCAGUAGUCGUGGAACGUGCUCCUGCCGAAGACCCUGCUCCAGUAGAAGCGCCCGCUGCCGAUGAACCGGCUCCCAUUGAAGAACCAGCUGCCGAGGAAACUAUUACCGCGGAGGAACCUGCCGCUAUCGAAGAGCAGAUUGCCGAAGAACAAGCUCCAGUAAUCGAAGAAUCGACCCCCGAGGAGCAGCCGACUCAAUCUGAAGAGACAGAACCUAUCGAGAAGUCAAUUUCUGUCGAACCGUCAGAUCCCGUGGAGCCACUUCCGGAAGACAAUAUCAAUGAAAGCGAAGGGUAUGAGGCAGAUCCGAGCUCGGAGCCUUCAGAGGAAACCGAGGCUACCGAAUCCUCGAAAGGGGAGAUCUUGCUUGGCGCCGGCGUCGCUGCUGCUGCUGCCACCGCUGCCGCCGCAGCAGUUCAUUCAUCACGAAGGAGGCACAGAAGAUCGCCUGAGGUUGAGUACAAUCGCAAAGAGUCGAGGAGUUCUUCUGAUGGUCGUCAAUCAUUAAAGCGACAGGAGACUGAGCGUGUCGGUCUUGCCGGUCGAUGGGCACAAGCUUUGAGGGAGUCCAAGAGACAGCACGAAGAAAAACAAAAGCAGAAGACUAUUGCUAUCGAGAAAGAGCGCCGACCUUCAGAGCGAGGAAGAGAUAGGGAGAGGGAGCGCCAACGCGAACGGGAACGCCAGCGCGAACAAGAACAAGAGCAGGAGUGCGAACGAGAGCGUCAACGAGAGGAGGAACGCAAGCGAGAGCGCCAACGUGAACGAGAACGCCAACGAGAAGAACAACGCAAACAAGAGCGCGAACGAGAGCGGGAGCGCAGACGGGAAGAAGAACGCAAACAAGAAAAGGAGCGAGAGCGACAGCGGAGACGAGAAGAAGAGCGCAAACAGGAGCGAGAGCGAGAGCGCAGACAAGCCCGUGAUCAAGAGCGGCGGCAACAAGAACGUGAACAGGAGCGCGAGCGUGCAAGACGCUCUGAGCGAUCUGCAAACUCAGCAGAGCAAUCUGAACGUUCCGUGAGUGGAAAGGAGAGCGCACCAGCCAGGUCCAGUCAACGCUCAGAUCACUCCGGAAACCAGGAAAUGGAGCGUAAGAGCAGCUCUUCCUCUUCGUCACGUCACACGCAACAAGCAGGAUCCAAGUACUUCCUCAAGUACAUGGCUGAGGCGCAGUCCGACACAAAUGGACCCCUGCUGAAGAUCAACGGCAACAAAGUCUCCGCCAAUGUCUACAACCGAGAGAGAAGAUCCUCUUCUAGCCACCACAGCAGCCAUCGUCAAUCGCAGGAAGGCAAAAGCAGCAGUGAGCGUUCCGGUGGCUCGCGGCCCGACGACGACGAAGAAGCCCAAGCCCGGGCUCGACGGGAAGCUCGCCGGGAGCGCAGAAAAGCCGAGCAGGAGGAAGAAGCAAGGGCAAGAGAAAAAGAAGAGUCUGAACAACGUCGCUCUCAUCGGAGCGGCGAACAUCGCCAUCGUCAUCACAGACAUCGCCGCGAGCCUUCUCCCCCGCCGAGCGGUUCCUCCAAACUGAAAGACUUCUUCAAGGCCGCCAUUGCUGCUCACUGAUGAUUUGCUUGGGUGUUAGUUUCUUUUCCCACGAUUCUAUUCCUGGUCUUUUUCUUGCAGAUCAUAUUACUUUCAUGUACUUCUCUCCUGACUGACCCAUUUCAUUUGUCCGUCC